Molecule: messenger RNA, 1300 nt
Organism: Leptomonas pyrrhocoris
Lineage: Eukaryota; Euglenozoa; Kinetoplastea; Trypanosomatida; Trypanosomatidae
Product: putative mitochondrial GPI-anchor transamidase subunit 8 (GPI8)
Exons: 1
Coding region: 455-1300 (281 amino acids)
Biological process (GO): proteolysis; attachment of GPI anchor to protein; protein localization to cell surface
Cellular component (GO): GPI-anchor transamidase complex
Molecular function (GO): GPI-anchor transamidase activity
Source: RefSeq, a predicted model, not a curated record
GCAAGCGAGCCAACAGUGCAUGUGCCGACGCAGUCACAGCGGCUGCCUCACACACUAAGAAAACACCAAUAAGAGAACGGAAGAGCCUUCCAAGUUCCCCGAUAGCACGGCGAGGGAGGCAUUCCGGCGCGUACCAACCCCCGAAGAACAGAAGUUGAAUGAACGUGCCGAGCCAACGGCGAGGCAGCCCGAGCUAGAAUAGAGCGUGCCGAUGAGCUUUUCGGCGCCUUCGCUCUGCCGGCGGCGGCAACGGGGCCGUCUCCUCACCCCUCUAGAAGUCGCCGUCAUUGUGUUCCUUGUCGUCCUGCUUGCGUGUGUGCCUCCGUCCGUCUCCCCAUGGAGGUUGGUGCGUGCCACGCCCUCCAGGAAUGGCGGAAAGAGCAACAACUGGGCGGUCAUCGUCUCCUCGUCACGGUACCUCUUCAACUACCGACACACCGCCAACGCGCUCACCAUGUACCACACCCUGCGCCAGCACGGCAUCGAUGACGAUCAUAUUUUGCUGUUCCUCAGCGACAGCUUCGCCUGUGAUCCCCGCAACGUGUACCCGGCGGAGAUCUUUGCCCAGCCUCCAUCUUUCACCGAGGAUGUGAACGGGCACACGGAUAUGAAUCUGUACGGCUGCAGCACGCAGGUCGACUACUCCGGCAGCGACGUCGACGUGCGGCGCUUCUUGAGUGUGCUGCAGGGCCGCUACGACGAGAACACGGCGCCCACGCGCCGCCUGCUGUCGGAUGAAAACUCAAACAUCGUUAUUUACAUCGCCGGCCACGGGGCGAAGUCGUACUUUAAGUUUCAAGACGUCGAGUUCCUGAGCUCGGCGGACAUCGCGGAGACGCUCACGAUGAUGCACCAGCAGCGCCGCUACGGCCGUGUCGUGGUGCUCGCGGACACCUGCCACGCCAUUGCCUUGUGUGAGCACAUCACGGCACCAAACGUGAUCUGCCUGGCCGCCUCCGGUGCCGAGGCGGAGAGCUUCUCCGACCAGUACGAGGCAGCCCUCGGCGUCCACCUCAUCUCCUACUGGAUGAACGAGAUGUACUCCUUGUUGAACGGUACGAGCUGCAGCGACCCGACGGUGAAGCGGUACAAGCAGGAGCGCGUGUCGCCGCUGCAUCAGUCCUGGCAUGACUUCAACUACCACCCAAAGCGGACGGAAAUUAGCCGCGGUCACGCCGAUGCCGCCCACCGCGAUGCCGUCAAUUUGCCGGGGGCCAUCAAGAGCUGGAAGGUGGCGGACUUCGUCUGUGGCGAAGAACCGGUGGCGGAGUCAGUGGAGGUGCAUUAUGACCUGGAUUGA